This is a messenger RNA of Cercospora beticola, 948 nucleotides long. RefSeq names its product EI24 domain-containing protein. Gene Ontology annotation, cellular component: lipid droplet; prospore membrane; ascospore wall. NCBI's taxonomy places the organism in Eukaryota, Fungi, Ascomycota, Dothideomycetes, Mycosphaerellales, Mycosphaerellaceae. The record is from RefSeq and is a predicted model, not a curated record.
AUUCAUGUGAAAACGUCGUCUUUUCUGCUUCACAAACAAACACCAUCAGCUCACAGACAUCAAGCUUCAUAGUAUCGCAAGGUUGUCAUCAUGGCCGACAAGCUCAAGGAAACAGCCAAGCAAGAAGUCGCAGCUGCGUCGAAACAAGCCAACGAAGCAGUCAGAUCUGGAGCUUACCUCUACCCGCUGAAGGGCAUCUUCUACUUCUGGACACACAAGUCACUAUGGAAGCCGUUCCUCAACCGCCUUCUUCCCACUAUGGGCCUCGGCAUGGGCGUUACAGUCUUCAUGUUCCUCUUCACAUAUCUUCCCCAGCUUGCGGUUCUGGUCUUCACGUCAGGCCCUCUGGCGGUCGUCACGACCGUUCUCCUGGUUCUGUCGGAGUCGAGCACUCUCACAAUGUUCCUCGCAAGGAACCUUCUCAUCGAGGAGUCGCUGAUCGACACCUUCGAUGGCACUUUGGUCGCACGCGGACACACUGCAAUCGUGGAGAAGGAUCGUCAGGUCAAGUCAUCUGGAUUUGGGGAUGCGAUCGAGAGACUUGGAAAGUUGGCAAGGAAGCCAUUCCAGAAGUUCACGCCAGCUGCAUUGGUCCGCUACCUGAUCUCUCUGCCACUCAACUUCAUCCCUGUAGUUGGUACAGCUAUUUUCAUCACGCUCCAAGCUCGCAAUCGUGGUCCAGCAUUCCACGCCCGCUACUUCCAACUCAAGGGCAUGAGCGCCAACCAGCAGGAGAAGUACGUCGAGGCGCGUAAAGGCUAUUACACGGCAUUUGGUCUCCCGGCUGUCUUGCUCGAGCUCAUUCCGCUUGCUGGUAUCCUCUUCACCUUCACGAACACAUGUGGUGCAGCUCUCAUGGCUGCCGAUUUCGAGCAACAUGGCGAUACAAGCCCAGAGUUGAGGGAAAAGGCCCAAGCCACGAGCUCGAAUUCGAAGAAAUCAUCAUAG